GCUGGGCCGACCUGACAGAGCGGCGGCGGACCUCGGCCAUGGCCAGCGGGACGGCGCAGCCGGGGUCCGAGCUGCUGGACUUCGCGCGGUUCCGGGACUCCAGCUCGCCGCGUCUCACCUAUGGCUACGGGCCGCGCAGCCUGCGGGAGUUGCGGGAGCGCGAAUUCGGUCGCCUGGCAGGAACAGUUUACCUUGACCAUGCAGGAGCCACGCUGUUCCCCCAGAGCCAGCUCACAAGCUUCACAAAUGAUCUCCUGAAAAAUGUGUAUGGUAAUCCUCACAGCCAGAACAUCAACAGCAGGCUCACCCAUGACACCGUGGAACAGGUGCGCUACAGGGUCCUGGCGCACUUCCAUACCUCCCCAGAUGACUACUGUGUGAUUUUCACGUCCGGGUGCACGGCUGCUCUGAAGCUGGUGGCAGAGGCCUUCCCAUGGGUGCCCGGGGGUCCCAAGAGCAGCGGAAGUUGGUUCUGCUACCUCACCGACAGCCACACCUCCGUAGUGGGCAUGAGGGAGGUCACCAAGGCCAUGAACAUCACUUCCAUUCCGGUCAGGCCAGAGGACAUGCAGUCAGCGGAGACCCGGGGUGCUGCCUCCUGUGACCCUGACAGUCAGCCUCUGCAUCUCUUCUGUUACCCAGCUCAGAGUAACUUUUCUGGAACCAGAUACCCGCUUAGCUGGAUAGAAGGGAUCAAGUCCGGGCGGAUGUGCCCAGUGAACGCGCCUGGGAAGUGGUUUGUGCUACUUGACGCGGCCUCCUACGUUAGCACCUCACCUUUGGACCUGUCGGUGUACCAGGCCGACUUCGUGUCCGUCUCCUUUUAUAAGAUCUUUGGAUUCCCCACCGGCUUAGGUGCUUUGCUGGUGAAUAAUCGCAUGGCUCCUUUGCUGAGGAAAACCUACUUUGGAGGAGGCACGGCUGCUGCGUACCUUGCAGGAGAAGACUUCUAUGUCCCGAGACAGUCGGUGUCUGAGAGGUUUGAAGACGGCACCAUCUCGUUCCUUGAUGUGAUAGCACUGAAACAUGGAUUUGACACCCUUGAGUGCCUCACAGGUGGGAUGGAGAAUAUAAAGCAGCACACCUUCACCUUGGCGCAGUACACCUACUCUGCCCUGUCCUCCCUCCGGUACCCCAACGGAGCCCCCGUGGUGCGGAUUUACAGCGAUUCUGAGUUCAGCAGCCCUGAGGUUCAAGGUCCAAUCAUCAAUUUCAACGUGCUGGAUGACCGGGGGAAUGUCAUUGGUUACUCCCAGGUGGAUAAAAUGGCCAGUCUUUACAACAUCCAAGUGCGGACUGGCUGCUUCUGUAACACUGGGGCCUGCCAGAGGCACCUGGGGAUAAGCAACGAGAGGGUCAAGAAGCAUCUUCAGGCUGGUCAUGUCUGUGGAGACAACAUUGACCUCAUAGAUGGGCAGCCAACAGGGUCUGUGAGGAUUUCAUUUGGAUACAUGUCUACGCUUGAGGAUGCCCAGACGUUCCUCAGGUUCAUCAUAGCAACCCGAUUGCACUGGCCAGAUGGCCAGCUCCUCCCUCAGACCCUCGCUGGGGAGGCCCCAGCCCCAUUAGCAGAGUGCAAGUCUCUGAGCACACUUGCUGUCGUGGACGGACACAGUCUCUCACCUCAGGAAGACACUCUUGCAGACUCCGGAGUUUGGGACAACUUGUCCACUACCAUGAAUGCUGUGGGUCUGUGUCCACCUGUGUGUGAGGUCAACAGAAGCCAGCAGACCCCUUCAGAGAAAGCUGAGGGAGUCCUGAAUGGGGACCGCGGGCCACACAUUGUCACCAACAUCUGCCUUUACCCGGUCAAAUCCUGUGCUGCGUUUGAGGUGACCAGGUGGCCUGUAGGAAACCAAGGGCUGCUGUACGACCGGAGCUGGAUGGUUGUGAAUCACAAUGGUAUUUGCCUGAGUCAGAAGCAGGAGCCCCGGCUCUGCCUGAUCCAGCCCUUCAUCGACCUGCAGCAAAGGAUCAUGGUCCUCAAAGCCAAAGGUAUGGAGCCUAUAGAGGUGCCUCUCGAGGGAAACGGUGAACGGGCUCAGAUUUGCCAAAGCAAGGUCUGUGCCGACAGGGUAAAUACUUAUGACUGUGGAGAAAAAAUUUCUAGAUGGUUGUCAAAGUUUUUUGGCCGUGAAUGUCAUCUGAUCAAGCAAAGUUCAAACUUCCAAAGAAAAGCAAAGAAGAAACAUGGAAAAGAUCAGUCUCCUGGUAGUACACCUACCCUUUCUCUGGUGAAUGAAGCCCAGUAUCUGCUGCUCAACAGAUCAAGCGUUUUGGAACUUCAGCAGCAAUUAAACUUUAGUGAUGAAAAUGGAAAGGAGAAAUUAUUCCCAAUGAGUGACCUCAUCUCACGUUUCCGUGCCAAUAUUAUUACCAAUGGGACAAGGGCUUUUGAAGAAGAGAAAUGGGAUGAGAUUUCAAUUGGUUCCUUGCGUUUCCAGGUUUCAGGACCUUGUCAUAGAUGCCAGAUGAUUUGCAUCGACCAGCAAACUGGGCAACGAAACCAAGAGGUUUUCCAGAAACUUUCUGAGAGUCGAAAGAGAAAGGUAAACUUUGGAGUGUACUUGAUGCACACAUCUUUGGAUUUAUCUUCUCCACGUUUCCUGUCUGUAGGAUCUCAGGUGCUCCCUGUGUUGAAAGAGAACGGAGAAUGCCACCAUUAACCUGCUUCUGACAAACAUCAAGAGAUUAUCUCCUAAAAAAUGUUUUGUGCAUGUAUUGAAAUUUCUCUUUUACAGUUAUCUCUACUAUUAUUUAGAGCCCUGGUGGCACAGUGGUUAAGAGCUUGGCUGCUAACCAAAAGGUCAGCAGUUUGAAUCCUCCAGCCGUUCCUUAGAAACCCUAUGGAGCAGUUCUACUCUGUUCUGUAGGGUCACUAUGAGUCAGAAUCGACUCGAUGGCAAUGGGUUUGGUUUUCAUUUUCUACUGUUAUUAAGAUCUGCAGUUUGGUUCAGUAAAACUUGCUCUUUUGAAUUAGGACAGUCCUUUUCCUUUUGGAGGUAGAGAAUGGCUCUCACCUGCUUCCUUCAUCCUCUAACUCCUCACUCUCCAUGUUUGCACAGGCUGAGCCCAAGAGCAGGUCAGAGGGAUCUGUGCUUUCCACAAGCAGAGUCACAUGGAUGCUGAGCUCACACUGAGGGUGCACAGCCCACACCAGCGAGGCCCCAUAUGCAUUUGAAGUAUGACUGGUUUAGUCAAAUGAAAUUUUUUAUGAAGUGCACUGAGAAUAUGUAACUUAUCUAGGUUCUUAUUUUGUAGUUUUCCCACACUGUUUUUUUGUCUUUAAAAAAACUUUUUAGGCUCUAUUCAAACUCUUUCUACUGAGGCAGGUGUUCUUGAGGGUGUGAGAAUGUGCCUCUCUCCUCCUGUGUAUAUGGUGAAGUCAGGGCCCACACAGGGGCCCAGAGGGUGAUCCAUGGCCAGACCACGUUCCUUGAGGGAAGGUUUGACUCGGGGUGUUUAUGUUUCGAGCAGAAGCACAGACCAGCAACCCCAUCCCUCUUGGUUUCUAUCCCUGGCCACCAUCCUUUUCCCACUUUGAAUUGACAUAGUGAGGAUUGUUCACAAGCCUGAGUUACACUUGGUGAUUGCGGUGCUUGUGUGAGUAGCUGUCCUCCCCUCAAUAGCCUCAUGGGAUGGUGUUGGUCCAUACACCUGAGAGCCUCCAAGUCCCAAUUGAGAGAACUUCAGAGAUGCAGGAAUCCCAUCUGUACCACCUUUGACCUGCGCUCCUGUAGCCUCCAGUUGAGGAUGUCCAGUGAUGGAAAGCUCGCUUUCUAAUGAAGUUAUCCAUUCCAUUGAGUUGUGUUGUUAGAAAGCUCCUUGAAUGGAGCUUGUGUCUGCCUUCCUGUGACUUCUAGUCAUGGAUUCUUGCCCUGUGCUCUGGAGCAACACAGAACAUGUGUAUUCCUGCAUCUGCUUUGCCUGUGUCCUUCUCAAGCAUGGUGCACACAUGAACCCCAUGUCCUUGGCCAGGCCGUCAGUACUUUCCACCUCACUUAUUUGUUUCGUUUGCCUUAUCAAAGUUCCUGCCCACCACUGCCCCACAUCAUCUUCCUAAAGCCAGCAUCACCAUGUCUCUCUGCUGCUGAGCUGUUAGCACAUUAGGCUGAGGUUUCCUGGUGAGCUGUUCAAAGCCCUCAGGAUUAGGAGCCAGUCUUUUCCAUUAUCUCAUUCGUGGAUUUAGUGUUAUGGCCGGCACUAUGUGGGAUUUGAAAGAUGAGGCAUGGCUUCUGUUCUCAGGGCUGUUAAGCUGGAACCUUGUGCUCGCACUCUCAGUCAGUGUGCAGAAUUCAGUGUUAGAAGUGCACCUCUGACUCCGUGGUUCCAGAGUUCAGUGGAAGUGGAGGGAAAUGAGGUUAAAUGGGCAUUUCAUAUUUUAUUACCUUGAACUUUUUAUUAAAAAUUCAGCUUUGUCCAAGACUCAGCACUACUGUGAGCACGUACCUGGUCACCAGCUAAGUGGUGGGAGAGUCAUGCAUGGCAGUGAUGGACUUACUUCUUGUUCAAGCCAUUUUCACGCAGGAGAAAACUGCUUCCAGAUGGCAUGCUGUAGCAUUUUCCAAGACCUUCUGGUGACAGUCGUAUCCCAUUAAACAUGGUGGAAGCCAAGUGAGAAAAUAUGUUCUAAAAGAAUUUGAUCACCUGUGUCAUCAAUAUAUUUUUAGGUACAAAGGACAACUCAUUCUGUUUUUGUCCAUACCAAUGUCAUUUGUUGUAGUAGAGGCUUUAAUGACUGAUUUCAGACAUUUUAAUGCAAGUCCCUGCUUUAUAGAACAACUAUUUAAUAAACUACUUAUAAUUAUUGACUUAACGGUGCCAACCAUGAACUGUUUACACCCAGACUGUUAAGGGAAAGGACAAUAAACUUCAUGUUGCAUAAGCCACUAUUAUUUUUUUUAUUACAGUAGCAGAAACAGUAUUCUAAUUUAUACAUACUCAUUAUCAUAUUUAAUCCUUGUAAAAACUGCAUGAGGUACUAUUAUUAUCCUUAUUCAAAAAAUCAUUUAAUGAAAUGGAAAAACUAAUCUCCAACUUUAUAUGGAAAGGAAUGAGGCCCUAAAUAACUAAAGAAUUACUUUUUUUUUUGUUGUGUUUUGGGCGAGAGUUUACAGGGCAAAUUAGUUUCUCAUUAGACAGUUAAUACACAAAUUGUUUUGUGACAUUGCUGCCAACCCCGUGAUGUGUCAAUACUCUCCCCUUCUCCACCCCAGGUUCCCUGUUGCCAUUCCUCCAGUUUUUCUAUCCUUUUUUGCCUUCUUGCCUUUGUUUUUAGGCUGGUGCACCCAUUAGCCUUAUAUAUAUGAUUGAACUAUGAAGCAUGUCCCUCACCUGUGUUAUUUUUGGCCCUGUAGACCUAUCUAAUUUUUGGCUGAGGGGUGAACCCCGGGAGUGACUUCAGCCCUGAGUUAAAGGGGUGUCCGGGGGCCAUACUCUUGGAGUUUCUCUGGUCUCUGUCACACCAGCAAGCCUGGUCUUUGUGUAUGUGUGUAAAUUUGGAUUUUGUUCUACAUUUUUCUCCCACUGUGUCUAGGACCCUCUGUUGUGAUCCCAGCCAGAACAGUUGGUGGUGGUAACCGGGCACCAUCUAGUUGUUUAAAGCAUUAUUGAAGGAGAAGAACAAAGUAGGUGGCCUCACACUUCCCAAUCUCAGAACUUUCUAUACUGCCACGGUAAUCAAAAACAGCCUGGUUAAUCCAAAAAACACUAAUAAAUGUUGGAGAGGCUGCAGAGAGAUUGGAACUCUUAUACACUGCUGGUGGGAAUGUAAAAUGGUACAACCACUUUGGAAAUCUAUCUGGCAUUUUCUUAAAAAGUUAGAAAUAGAACUACCAUACAACCCAGAAAUCCCACUCCUCGGAACAUACCCUAGAGAAAUAACAGCCUUUACACGAACAGAUAUAUGCACACCCAUGUUUAUUGCAGCUCUGUUUACAAUAGCAAAAAGCUGGAAGCAACCAAGGUGUCCAUCAACGGAUGAAUGGUUAAAUAAAUUGUAGUAUAUUCACACAAUGAAAUACUACGCAUCGAUAAAGAACAGUGACGAAUCUGUGAAACAUUUCAUGACAUGGAGGAACCUGGAAGGCAUUAAGCUGAGUGAAACUAGUCAAAGGCAAAAGGACAAAUAUUGUAUAAGACCACUACUUUAAGAUCUUGAGAAAUAGUAUAAACUGAGAAGAACACAUA
This is a messenger RNA of Loxodonta africana (African savanna elephant), 6189 nucleotides long. It is a transcript of the gene MOCOS, whose product is annotated as molybdenum cofactor sulfurase. The transcript is spliced from 15 exons. The record is from RefSeq and is a predicted model, not a curated record. Bases 39 to 2666 code for a protein of 875 amino acids. Gene Ontology annotation, biological process: Mo-molybdopterin cofactor biosynthetic process. NCBI's taxonomy places the organism in Eukaryota, Metazoa, Chordata, Mammalia, Proboscidea, Elephantidae. Gene Ontology annotation, molecular function: molybdenum cofactor sulfurtransferase activity; molybdenum ion binding; pyridoxal phosphate binding.